AUGCGCCUUGAUUCUCACGUGAUACGUACGCAUGCGCACACUGCACGAGGAAAAAUGCAGCGCGGGAAGAAGGAGGUGGUCAAGGAGAGGGUGAAGCAGAGCAACCUGGACCUUCACAGCGACCUCUCUCUCUCCGCUCUGGCCAGCAGCAACAGCUGCGGGAGUCUCUCCGUCCGCAGCAGUCGCAAUGCAGCUGUCCUAGCUUCUCCUAAAACAGCAAAGGGCGGCGUUCAGCGCCUACCACCCACCAGUUUCAGCACCAGUAACCAACUGGGAGAUAGCUGCAGCUCUGAUACCGACCAGGAGAGCACAAGUGGUGGAGGUACUGACAGAGAAGGUAGAAAGAAAGAGGCACACAGCAGCGAGCAUAGAGUGGAACUUCAACAAGUCUGUGCUGAACUUCUUGCCAUCAGAGAUAAUAUGAAAGAUGAGGUGCAAGCACUACUUGUAAGAGAGGACCGAAUUCGGCAAAUGGCUACAGAUAUUACAGUUAGAGAAGAGGAAAUUGUGCAAAGAGACGAGGAAGUGAAGGAGCAAGAGGUGGAAAUGAGCCAGAGACAAGAGGAAAUGAAGACACGGGAGGAGGAAAUACAGAGAAGAGAGGAGGAAAUGAGCAGAAGAGAAGAUGAAGCAAAACGCAGAGAACUCGAAAUGAAAGCAAAAGAAGAGGAAAUAAAAACAAGGGAAGAAAAAUUGAAGCAGAGAGAAGAACGUGCAAAAAAAGAACAUGAAAAACUUGGAACAAGGGAGGAAGAUUUGACACAGAGAGAAAAGCUGUUGAGAGAAAGAGAGACUGAGAUUUCUGCUCGGGAAAUGGGGGUGACUUCUCGUGGGGAACUUCUGAGUGGUAGAGAGGAGAGGGUUGUUGAGAUGGAGCGACUGGCGUGCGAGGCCCACCAGAGUCUGGUGGAGUGUAUAGAGAGAGAGGUGGAGGGGAGGUUGGGAGAGGUGGAGGGGGGACAGAGGGAGGAGUUGGAGAGACUGGGGAGGGAGGUGAGGGAGAAGAACAGGGAGCUGAAGAGACUGAGAGAGUGCUACAAUUCCGUGAGGAAAACCAACGAAAAUCUCAAGAAAGAGUUGAAAGAAGCAGAAGAGAAGAGGCUCAAGCUACAGACUCAGCUCUCUCUGUCUCACAACCGCCUGACGGCCUUGCAGAGGAAGGAGGACGAAGCGGGAACCUCUCACCAGACGCAGCUGGAGGGCCAGAGACAACUGCUGGCUGAAGUCGAGGCUCUCAAGCAGCAGCUGAUCUGCUCUCACCAGACUGACAAGAGAAAGACAGAUCACACCUCUGCUACAGAAGGAGUUUGUUAUGAGGUGUUGGGUGCAGUACUGGGCUGGUUGGGCAGAGGUCACCUGUGCCAACCCCUCACCCCAGCCCAGGAGACCUCACUCAAUCAGACCAGCUCCAAGUUACUGCCCUCCCUGGCCACCCUCCUCCCCUCCCUCUCCUCCCAUCACACGCUGCCAGCCCUGGAGUUCCUCAUCUGGUGUCUCAUUCACAUCUCACACGACAACAAGUUGAAAUCUUCACUCUCUUCAACUCUGAGGAGGAUUGGAGACUGCCUCUAUAAGCCCAUGGUGGCAGAAGAAAGGGGUGAGAAGGCUGCAGACCUCUUCAUCAACAGCACCAACAUCCAUGUUCGCAUGCUCUCCUGUCUUGUCGUCUUACAAACCUUGACUCAAGUUGAUUGCCUGGCAAAAGUCUUUGAGCAACUUUACGAGGACUUGAAAGAAAACCAGAAGGCCAGGGAGAUGUUCCUUCUGUACCGUGGUGUGGACUGCAUUCUCCCAUACAUGAGGACUUCCUGCAGACUCCUCUGUACUCAUACUGUCAACAUAUACCUCUUCUUAUCCAUGGAGUCCGGUGUGAUGUGUCAGUGUGAGGGGAGACUGGGGACAAGGCAGUGGUUCUCAGCCUGUGCCUCUCUCCUGAGAGGACACUCCCACCCUCGAGAAGAUGAGCAUCAUUCUGCAGAGACUCUCAAAGAUCAGAGGUAUCAGAGGAUUGUUUGAGAGUGAGAAAGUGCUGAUGGCAGUACAGGAGAUUGUGAGACAGAGACAGACAAACACAGACUCCGCAUUUAUGUCUCAAUUUACAAUCCACUCUUACAAAUCUCAACAACUACAAAGAAUCACUAUGACAGAACAGAAAUAUGUACUCUGAAUUUGAGGCAGUCAUACAGCACGUACUGAACACCAAUUUCGUUUUUUUUUAGGUCAGUGUACUUCAUUAACCCUUUAUCAAUUAUCUUGUAACUGCCUCUUUCAUCUUUCUUCCAUUCCAAUGCCUUGGUCCUCCCUACAUGAUAGUGAUCUCCAGUCUGAUUGAGUAGCUCUAGCUGAAAUUUUACCUUCACCGGCCACUGGAGCUGGCCAUCAUUUUCUCCUUUCAUUAAGUACAAGAAUGCUCCAAUGUCAAGGAGAUAGUAUCGUAUCAUCAGUUGAAAUGCAUAGCCAGGGAAACAAGAGUAGAAUUGGUCACUAUAUGCGGAAGUAGGUUUUACUCCGUUUCUCUUGUCAUUGUAAUUCCCAAGUGUCAAGACCUUGUAGCCCGUGCAUAAUGCUGUGUGCUGUUCAAUGUGCUCGCUGAUACAGUGCACUCUCUGGAUGCCAUCCUUCACCUCGACCAAUUCUUUCUUCUGCGCAUCUUUGAGUUCCCUCACUUGUAGCUGUAGUCGUUCGAUUUUCCUGUCUCUGUCGGCGGACUCUUGCUGCAGUUGUCUGGUGAGACGGAGGUUGAGAGCAGUCAUGGCCAUCAGGUGUUGGAGCUCACUCUCUCUCAUGUGUGUCGCCAGCUCCCUGCGCGGGACCACGACACUACACCCAAAC
Messenger RNA from Geodia barretti, 2832 nucleotides. Lineage: Eukaryota; Metazoa; Porifera; Demospongiae; Tetractinellida; Geodiidae. The record is from the annotation of a GenBank genome assembly.